GUUAAAAGAAGAAUCGUCAUACUGUUCUACAGGUGCAUUCGGUAGGGCGUCGGUUCUUUGUUCUUCGAAAUUAUAUUUCAAUCAGAGUGGGCCACAGUUUCAACAAUUACUUAACCAUACUUAGAAUUUUGGAUUAAUCGAAAACUUUUGAUUUGAAAGUGACUGUCGAAAUUGGACACUUCACCAGUUUUGAAAACAAAUAAGGCUUAAUUUGUCGAGAGCCGAUAUGUUUGUCAGCGGCUUGGUAUCGGUGUUUCUCUUCCUUCAUGCAACAGGUAUAGACUGCGCCUUCACAGUCACAACCAGCAAUGCAGAUGUGAGGGCUAAAGAGAAUGAAGGUGCUGAUCUUUACUGCACUCACUCUGCUGACUUUGGUGCAAAUGCCAGAGUUGAGUGGAAGUUUAAGGACAUGAAGGGUUCUACAACCCAUGUCAUUUUUGAUGGGAAACCUACCACACCAUAUGCCAACCGUGUCACUAAGUUUGAUGGGAUGCUGAGGUUCAGUAAGGUGACACGGAAAGAUAAUGGGGAGUAUUACUGCGCGGUGUCUGGUAGUCAGAAGUUUGGGGAGGUCAAAGUGAAGCUCACCGUUUUAGUGCCUCCAUCCAUGCCUAUGUGUAGGGUCCCAACCUCUGUGACAACGGCGCGUAGCGUGCUGCUUUCCUGCCAUGAUGCCCAGGGGUCACCUCCCCCUACCUACAAGUGGUACAAAGACAAUAACCCUCUCCCUGAGGACCCCAGCAAGUUCGCUGCCUUCAGGAACUACACCUACAAGAUCAACACUGUCAAUGGCAACCUGGAGUUUCCUUUGGCUUCUAAGAUGGAUACAGGAGACUACAGCUGUGAGGCUGUGAAUGAUGCCGGCCCUGCGAAACGCUGUGAAGCUGUCAGAAUGGAAGUCCAUGACAUCAACACUGGAGGUAUUGUUGCCGGGGUGAUCGUGGCUCUCCUAGCCCUGGCCCUGCUAGGCUUUGGACUGUGGUACGCCCGCCGCAAAGGAUACCUGCCUAAAAAGAGUGCAAGCCAACCCAAACCCUCAGUGGUCUACCAGCCAACAUCGGAGUAUGGCGAUGAAGAGGAUGGGGAAUUCAAACAGAAGUCUUCUUUUGUGGUAUAGCCAGGGCAAGCAACAUAGGAUAUACUCAGGAGUCUACGGCAACAAUGAUGAAUGCGGUUGCGUCUCAAUAACAUCUCCCUUUUCUCCUGAAGUGUGCUCUGGUUCACUGCUUCCCACAAAUCUCAAAGCACUGGAUUGGCAGCGGCAUGGGCUAGUGGGAGUUUCCACAUGUUUUCCUUAUACCAGCCAUUUCCUUUCAAAUCAGUGAAGCAAAGUGCACACUUUGGGAGGAAGGAGAGAUAAUUGGGUAAAUGCUAAUACCACUGGCCCUUUUACCUGCUCGGUGUGGAUUGAUUUUAAUGUUAUCUUUUUUAAUUCCAUCUGUUUAUAAAAACUAUUUCCACUUUAAUAUUUCUCUAACCGGCAGUCACCUACUGUAUGUCUGCUUUAUUUUGUGGCGGCUGUGUGUAUAGAACUUUUCCUUUUCCCAAAAAAUAUUUCAAUAACCCUGGUCAUUUAAAUUUUUCUAACCCCAAUAGAACAUGUGUUUUAUGCCUUGCGUUCCAAAUUGCACCCCAUUCCCUAUAUAGUCACUAGAAGGAAGGGGAAAGUGAAUACCUACUCUGUUGCACAACUGAAGGCAUUCAACAAAUGUCUUCUGCAUUUAACCCAACCCCGCUGAAUCAGAGAGGUGUGGUGGGCUGCCUUAAUCGACACCCACGCCAUCGAUGCCCGGGGAGUAUAUGUUGGGGGUUAACUGCCUUGUUCAAGGGUAGAAGGGGAUUUGAACCAACAACCUUUCGGUUUCUUGUGCAACACUGUUAACUGCUAGGCUAGCCCAAUAUAGAGCUCUUAUGGGCCCUGGUCAAAAGAAGUGCACUAUAUAGGGAUUGGUGUCAUUUUGAGCUACAACUUUCUUCAUAAGGGAUUCAACUUGCGAAGUCUUGAUUGUUCAACCUGACACAAGCUUUGGAAAUACCACAGCUCCCUCUGUCCCAUGCCUCUACUGUAUCCCAAAUGGCACCCUAUUCUGUAUAUAGUGCACUACUUUUGACCAAGGCUCCAGGGCAUUUAUGUAGGGAAUAGGUUGCAGUUUGAUACGCAUACCUUGUGUGCCUUGAAUAUCCAUGCUGUUCAGUGAGUUGUAAUGUGAAAUGUUUUGUUUACGGUAGUUGGUUUUAAAUGGCAUUGUGUUUUGAUCAACUCACAUCGAGCUUGAUUUAUACAGCACAUUUCUGACAUGGAAUGCAACACCGUGUGCUUUACAGGGGGAGAAAUUAUAAUAAAUAAACAAUUUACUACACAACAGACAAGAGCAUAACACUGAAGAAUAAUGAACUGAAUGACUAAAAAGCACCCUAUUCAAGAGUUUGGGGGCAUAGUAACUAAAGGCUGCCAUUCCAUGCCUCUUGGUCCUAGGCUUUGGGAUAGUUAAAAGGCCAGUGCCAGAGGAACCUACUGGUUACAUAACUUUAAAAGCCUGUCUUACAUGUAUUGGGUGCACAAUUGUGAAUUGAUUUUAAAAACCAAGAGAAGAAUCUUAAUUCUAAAACAUGCAGGGACCAUAAAACCAGUGUAAUGUAGCUUCUCCAUCUGGUCUCGGUCAGGACCUGUGCUGCAGCAUUCUGUAUGUUUUGCAGUUGACCAAUGGCUUUCUUGGGUAGACCAGACAGGUGAGCAUUACAGUGGUCAAGCAUGCUUGAGCAUUACAGUGGUCAAGCAUGCUUGAGCAUUACAGUGGUCAAGCAUGCUUGAGCAUUACAGUGGUCAAGCAUGCUUGAGCAUUACAGUGGUCAAGCAUGCUUGAGCAUUACAGUGGUCAAGCAUGCUUGAGCAUUACAGUGGUCAAGCAUGCUUGAGCAUUACAGUGGUCAAGCAUGGAAACGGACCCACCUUGGCAAUGUUUCUCAGGUGGUAAAACGCUAUUUUGGUCACAUUCCUAAUGUUUGUAUUAGUCAUUGUACUGUUUGUUGCUGGUCCCAGAUCGGUUUGUGCUGCCGUGCCAGCUCUUUGUCACUCACUAUUAAACACUUAAAUAUGUUUGGCAUGACAAUUCCAUGAGAAGUUGUCAAGAGCAGUAACAAACUAGCAACCAGACUUGUUGAGAUGUGCAUUCUCCUUCUUUGCAAGUUAUCAAGUUUAGCAUCCCAAAGAUGGGAUAUUGUGCUCACAGCAACAUCCUACAAAGAACAUGGGUGCAGUCGUACUUAAGAUAUUUAAUUGGCAAAAAUUAGUCAGGUUUGAAUCUAGAUCUUUUUAUUGAGCAUUUUACAAUUUUGACAGAUUAAUGUAUUUGUUGUUUAUAAGGUAACACGUGAUUCUAAUAUUAAAUACUAUUUGAAGAACAGUC
This is a messenger RNA of Oncorhynchus tshawytscha (Chinook salmon), 3407 nucleotides long. RefSeq names its product F11 receptor, tandem duplicate 1 (gene f11r.1). NCBI's taxonomy places the organism in Eukaryota, Metazoa, Chordata, Actinopteri, Salmoniformes, Salmonidae. Gene Ontology annotation, biological process: establishment of endothelial intestinal barrier; cell adhesion; regulation of membrane permeability. Gene Ontology annotation, cellular component: bicellular tight junction. The transcript is spliced from 10 exons. The record is from RefSeq and is a predicted model, not a curated record. The coding region runs from base 227 to 1117 and encodes 296 amino acids.